Colletotrichum graminicola M1.001 is the source of this 1188-nucleotide messenger RNA. RefSeq lists its product as uncharacterized. The transcript has 5 exons. NCBI's taxonomy places the organism in Eukaryota, Fungi, Ascomycota, Sordariomycetes, Glomerellales, Glomerellaceae. Bases 1 to 1188 code for a protein of 395 amino acids. The record is from RefSeq and is a predicted model, not a curated record.
AUGGCGGAAAUCGAGAACCGUGGCCCGCAGCUUGUGGCCGUCGGCUUGACUCUCGUCAUCUCAGCCUUCGUAGCCACUGUCCUCCGGUGUUACGUCCGAGUCUUUCUAGUCAAGAACUUUGGAAUUGACGACUGGUUUAUGGUUAUUGCUACUUUAUUCUUUAUUCUCUUCGUAUCCAGCGCAUUGACAGGCGUACACUAUGGCACAGGCCGUCACCGUGUAAACCUCAGCGAUGAGGACUGGGAGUCCGCCAUGAUGUAUUGGUGGUAUUGCUAUCUUUGGUACUGUCUCGCCAUGAUCGCCUCGAAAAUUUCCAUCGGCUACUUCCUUCUUCGAAUAACGGUCCGCAAACUCGAUAUUUGGAUCAUAUACAUUGUCAUGAUGUUGACAGUCUGCACCGGCGUUGUCUUCUUUUUCGUCACUCUUCUCCAAUGCCAGCCCAUCUCCUACUUCUGGAAUCAAAGCACUCAGAAUGGGCAUUGCGUCCCAAUGGAUGUCAUCAUCGCCCUCACCUUCCUUUACAGCGCCUUCAGUGUUAUCUGCGACUUUACCUUUGCCAUCCUGCCUAUUGUCCUCAUCUGGAAGUUGAAGAUGAACCGUAAGACGAAGUUGGCACUUGUGCCCGUUAUGCUUAUGGCCUGCAUCGCCAGCUCCGCCGUUGUUGUACGCAUGCCGUUUGUGUCAGACUUCAAGAACCCGGACUUUCUUUAUGCGACAGUGGACAUCGCCAUUUGGUCUACCGUCGAGCAGGGUUUGGCUUGCACCGCAGGCAGCCUUGCAACCCUCCGCCCGCUGUUUCGGCUCGUAGGAUAUCGACUAGGGUUCACCUCUAUGGGUCCCUCCCAGCUCCACGACUCCGAACGCGGGGAUCCAUCCGCCAAUAUGGGUGGCAAAGUCAAAAACGUCAGCAAUGCCGAUUCGAGUCGUCAGCGACGUGGGCCCUUCAGUCUCACCACUUUCAUGGCCAAGGACGAUGUCGACAGCCAAGAAAUCGCAAAUGGCGAGUCAGACCGGAGUCUGCAACAUAAGCCGUCAAACAAGCGCGAUCGCGGAUGGGAGUCUACGGGGAGGCGCGAUAACGAGAGCGAAACCGAACUCACCUUUCAAGCUUCAAAGGAGUCAACAGGGAGCGACCGUGAGAACAUCACCGUCAUUCAAACAUUCUCAUUACGGGAAGACCGUUUGUGA